AUGAGGUUUAUAAUGGUAACAACUCAGGUACUAUUAGUCAACAAAUACAAUUACAUUCUCGAAACGAUCAUUUUCUUCACUGUCCCAUUUUACUUUUUCAUUGUAUUAACUAAGAGAAUUACAAAAGGUAUACAUACUUCAAUGUUCGGUGCAGUUUUAAUUGAUUCUCCUUUAUUUUCUUACUUCUUUGUGAUGUUCGCGCAUCUUCAUCCCAAAAAAAUUUUUAAUCCUACAAUUGUUCUCACAAUUUCACUUUUUAGUUACAAAUUUAUUUACUAUUUGUAUCAGAUAUUCCUUAGAAAAUACGCUUACUUGAUUUUGAAUGAACAAUAUGAACCUCCUUUUUGGCUACCGAUAAAUAAUUGUUUAGUUAUGCGAAUUGCAGCAGAAACAGACGCAGAUAUUACACAGUUUGAGAACUACAUGAAUCUAAGAUUGAAGCAAGAUCCAGAUGAAAUGAUAGAAGUUGUUAGGUUCUUAGGAAUUUUCAGGAAUCAAAGAGAAAGAUUAUUAUUAAUGAUGUCAAAAUUUAAAGGGGAUUCUGUUUAUUACGAAUUCCAAUUUUAUUGUUUCAUGAAAGCAUUUAUGUCUAUAGAAGAUAGUUGUCCGCAAAAAUAUAUAUCGAGUCUUGACAAAAUGCAUACAACUUAUUUAGUUUAUUCUUCUUUGUUUUGGGAUGCAAAAUCAAAAGGUGACAAAAUUGGCAGUUUUAUUUACGCGUUGAAAGCUUCGAUUCCUAGAAUGGAGAUUAUAGAUUUUGCAAACCUUUUGCGCUUUGCUUAUCAAAAAGAUUAUUAUAUACAUCAAGCGAUGGCUGAAUUAAGUUUGAUUGCAUUGGGAGAACCUUCUAAAUACGUGAAAUUUUCAAAAAUGUAUCAAAAAUUGAAAGAAAAUCCAUCAAAAGUGUCUGACCAAAUAUUCAUAGCAAUGAGGAGUAGUUAUCCUAUAACAUUAUCAAAAUAUUUCGAAGAAUUAAACGCAGAAUCAAAAAGUGAAAAAAGUGACAGUGAAAAUUCAUCAUCUUUGAGAUUUCAUGUUUCAGAAAAGACUAUUUAUAGAGAAGAUAACUCUUUGAAUAGCCCUGUAGCCAUGUUUGUUCAGAAGGUAUCUUAUUUUAAACCUUACGGUAUAGUUUUCUCUCCAAUUGUUGGAAUGAUUUGGUUGGGAUUUUAUUUCAAGAAAUUAAUGGAUUAUCCAAUAAUGAUGACAGAAAAAAUGACAAAUGUUAAGAUGGCGGCUUUGUCAACCUACAACUUAACAUCACAAAUUGCUUCUGGUGUCAUGUUACAGCCAUUCAUCAUCAAAGCAAUUUUACAUAAUCAGAAAAAUGAAAAUAUAACAAAAAGUGACAGAAAUUCACCACCAAACAAAGAAAAUACUAUAAAUGAAAACAUCAUAAAAAGUGACAUAAAAUUUUCAGAAAACAUCAAUAAAAAUGGCAAAGAUUCAUUACAAAACAUUGGAGUAAAUAAUGAAAAUACAAAAAGUGUCAAAGUCAUUCAUGACAUCACAAAAAGUGACACAAAUUCUCCAUCAAACAAAGAAAACACAAAAAUCUCAGAAAAUAUCAAUAAAAUUUAUUCACAAAAUACUGAUAUUACUAAAAAUAAUAAAGUCAUUCAGGACAUCACAAAAAGUGACAAAAAUAAAAAUAAAAACAAUGAAAAUCUAAAUUUGAACGAUAAAAUCAUUCAAGACAUCACAAAAAGUGACAACUCAAAACAAGUUUUCAAUAAAUAUAUUGGUAAAAUCAAUGACAAAAAAGAGAGAAGAAAUGAUAAAAUUGAUUUAAAGAUAAAUGAUGAAAACGACAAAUGUUCUGAGUUUUACAAUGAUGUUUAUGAUUUUAUUAAUGAAUAUAUGUUUUCUUAUAAAGAAGAUUAUCAAUUCAGAAUCAGAUGUCUUGCGUUUAUAUCUCAUUAUGUGGCAACAAAUAAAUGCGAUGACAUAUUAGAUCACACGAAAUUAAUGAGAAUAAGUGCACAAAAAAUGAGAGAAAACUAUUUGACUUAUUCAUUUAAUGUCAGAAAAAUUUCAACAGACUUUUCUUUUUACGAACUCCAAAAAGUGAAUAUGGCUUGGUUAUUUAGUGUUGCUUUAAUAUCAAUGUUUUUAGUUUUCAACACUGUUUUCUGGAAAACAAAUAUGAUGUUUAGAGAUUUGCCAAAAACAGCAAUUAAUUUCUUGGCAAGUAAAGAAAGACUAGGUUUGCUUUUGUUCAAAAAAUCAUUGGAAACUUAUGAUCUGUUAAAGCUUCUAUUGACAAAUAAAAAUGCAAAUCAAGAUGAUAAGAAAAAUGAUAAAACAAUUGACCGAAGAAUAAAAGUCGCGAAAUAUUCAAGUGAAAUGACAAUUUCUGAAAAAACUUCGCCGAAAAAUAAUCAUGUUAACUUAAGAGGUGCUAAAUUAACUGUUUCUUUUAUUGGUGCUGAUCAAUUGUUAAGGCCAUCACAGUUUGCAUUGAGGAGUCCAAUUGUUUCUUCUUGUGCAAGUUUAGAAAGUGAAAAUGAUGAAGAAGAAAACUCUGUUUGGUCUGAUAAAAGCGAAUUAGAUAAGAAACUUUUUGAACCCGAGAAAAUAGAGAGUUUAGAUAUUGUCAACAAAACAAUAGAAAGUGUUUCAAAUGAAAGCAAAAACUACAAAGUGAUUUUGUUGUUGUUAAUUGGUUUGCCAUGGGUUUGUUCAUUUUCUAUUGUUUUGCAUACAAUUUUUGUUUUGAAUUCUCAGCAGAAUAGUUCAUUAAAGUUAAUUAGAGGAAUACAAGAACACAUAGAGAACUUACACUCUCUUCCUCAAGAAAUGUAUUUGAAUUACACUUCUAUGAAUUAUCGAUCGAAUUUUUCAUCAGAAAAUUUGAUCCAAAACAUUUCAACUUACGCAAGAUCUUUGAUACCAAUUAUUGAUGAAAUUGAUGCAGUUAACUUUAAUUCUGUCACAGGACUCUUUUCAUGGCUUAUUGCUGUUAUUAUUUAUCUUUGUUUGAUGACAGUUGGUGUUUAUUAUUUCGAGAAAAAUGUUUGUGAUGCUUUUAAUUCGUAUUUCCAUUUCCCAAUUGGAUUUAUUGAUGAUUUGAACAAGAAAAUUGAUAAUGAUGUUAACAACAGUCUAUCUGAUAAUAUAUUGGAGUUAACAAUAACUAAUGACAGUCAUUUGAUAUUUAAUUUAUCAAGUAAUUGCGAGAAGAUGUUGGGAGUUUCUCCAAUAGAAAUCAUCGGUCAAAAAUACGAAGAAAUGUUCCCUAUGAAUGCCAAAAAUCAAAGAACAUUUUGGGCGAAAAAGAACAAAAAGUUUAUCGAAAAACAAGUCUCUUUUAAGAAGAUUACGAGAGUUAUAUUAUAUGAUAAAUACGAUGACAAGAAUGAUAUUGUUAAUUUGCUUUCACAGCACAUUCCUCAUGAGAUUGCGAAGAUUUACUGCGAAGAAGGUAAUAUUUCGUGUUGUGAAUCACAAGGGUAUUUCAUGGUUUGCAAGUACAACAACACAGAAUACAACAGCAGUAUUGAACAAGUGUUCAAGAGCAUCCACAACAUCAUGCAGUGCUAUUCCACCGUUCAUUUGAUUGGCAUUGAAGGAUCAAUUCUUCGAUUUGUUUUCCGUGGCUCGGAUCGAAGUGUUCCUCUGUUUUUCAUUCGAGAUUUGCUUAACAUUUCAGUUUGCAACCAUCAUCUUGACAAUUUUGUUGUUUUUUGUGGCAGUAUUUCUAGUGAAAUUGUUAUCCGUGAUGAAGAACCAUAUGUAUUUAGUUUUGUUUCAUCUCAAUCAAAAUCAGAAUCUGCAUCAUUUUAUGUUUGCAAUCGAAGUAUUUUGUUUGUUGAUGACUGUUUGCAUCUUUGUGAAGAAUUUUCAGGCGAAAUCAUUGAAGGAAAUCAUUCAUUACGCGGUUUCCAAAUCAAAUUCGAAGAUCUUGAAAAUGUUGUUUGUAAUAUAUAUUAA
This is a messenger RNA of Trichomonas vaginalis G3, 3933 nucleotides long. RefSeq lists its product as uncharacterized. The record is from RefSeq and is a predicted model, not a curated record. The transcript has a single exon. The coding region runs from base 1 to 3933 and encodes 1310 amino acids. NCBI's taxonomy places the organism in Eukaryota, Parabasalia, Trichomonadida, Trichomonadidae.